UAUAUAUAGAAUUUUCUUUCUUUAAUCAUUGUGUAGAAGACAAUAUGAAAAGACCAACUUUUCUGUUAAAUUCUUUAAGAUAAUAAAUCGCAGUUGACAAAUGUCAUGAUCAUAUUGCACUUAUAUGAUCAAACCACCAAAUAAAGAACAUAAACUUGCUCAUAAAUUCAUGUUUUAAGAGGUAUGUAUAGGGAUUUUAAUUCUUGUUUCAGUCUUGUUAUUUCAUAUUUAAACAUGAAUUUUCAAUUCUUGAUGUGAAUUCAAGAAAAUUUAGUGUUUUUUUAGCUAUGGAGAGAAUCAGAAUAUUUGUAUUUCUUUUUGUUAUAUUCUUGUUCGUUGGUCAAAUUUUUGGGCUUAAUGCUGAUGGUCAGUUUCUUUUGGAGAUUAAGAGCAAAUUAGUUGAUAAUUCUAAUCAUUUGAUUGAUUGGAAUCCAAAUGAUUCUACUCCUUGUGGAUGGAAUGGUGUGAAUUGUACUUCUGAUUAUUACAAUCCAGUGGUUUGGUUUCUUGAUUUGAGUUCCAAGAAUCUUUCAGGUUCUUUAUCACCAAGUAUUGGUGGACUCACUGGGUUGGUUUAUCUUGAUGUUUCUUUCAAUCUUUUAUCUCAAAAUAUUCCGAUUGAAAUCGGGAAUUGUUCGAGUUUGGUUGAUCUUCGUCUCAACAAUAAUCAGUUUCGAGGUCAGAUUCCUGUGGAAAUACUCAAGCUCUCUUCUUUGACAGUUUUGAAUAUUUCUAAUAAUAGAAUAUCCGGCCCGUUUCCUGAGAGAAUCGGAGAGCUUUCGUCGUUGUCGCAGUUGAUUGCCUACAGCAACAACAUUUCUGGAUCCCUGCCGGCUUCUUUUGGAAACCUGAAAAGUUUGACGAUUUUUCGAGCUGGACAGAAUUUGAUAUCGGGAAGCCUUCCGCCGCAGAUAGGCGGAUGUGAAAGCUUGCAGAUUCUCGGGCUCGCGCAGAAUCAAUUGAGUGGUGUAAUUCCGAGAGAGAUCGGGAAGUUGGCGAAUUUGCAGGAUUUGGUACUAUGGAGUAAUACGCUUUCGGGUUCUAUUCCGAAGGAGCUCAGCAAUUGUACUAAUUUGCGGACUAUUGGUCUUUAUGAUAACAAUCUUGUCGGAGCUAUACCUAUGGAGCUUGGUCAGGUUUUGUUUCUGAAGAGAUUAUACCUCUACAGGAAUCACUUGAACGGCACGAUCCCAAAAACAAUUGGAAAUCUUUCUUCUGCAGUCGAAAUUGAUUUCUCCGAGAAUAUGCUGACUGGGGAGAUACCGGUAGAGUUCGCAAAGAUAAGCGGACUUCAGUUGCUUUAUCUUUUCGAGAACCAGCUAACCGGAGUCAUUCCUGAUGAACUCGCUACUUUGGCUAACUUGACAAGGCUUGAUCUCUCCAUCAACAAUCUCUCUGGUUCAAUUCCUGUUGGGUUCCAAUAUCUGAAGCAGUUGACUAUGUUGCAGCUUUUUAACAAUUCCUUCCGGAAUACUAUUCCUCAAGGACUCGGAGUUUAUGGAAAGCUAUGGGUGGUUGAUUUAUCAAAUAACUACCUAACCGGAACAAUUCCGCCUCAUCUCUGCAGAAAUCAGAAUCUCUUGCUGCUGAAUCUCGGGUCGAAUCUUCUGGUGGGUUAUAUUCCGAAUGGUAUUGUUUCCUGUAAGAAACUAGGGCAGCUUUACCUUGCAGGGAAUAAUCUGACAGGAAGUUUUCAAAGUGAUUUAUGCAAGCUUGCGAAUCUUUCGAGUCUCGAAUUGGAUCAGAACAGCUUCACUGGCUUAAUUCCUCCUGAGAUCGGUUAUUGUCAGGCUUUGAAAAGACUACAUUUAGCCAAUAACUACUUUGUUGGUGAAUUGCCAAAAGAGAUUGGCAAUCUUUCUCAAUUGGUCAUAUUUAACAUCUCAUCAAAUCUGUUCUCGGGAAUGAUACCACGGGAGAUUUUCAGCUGUAAGAUGCUUCAACGGCUCGAUCUCAGCCGCAAUAAAUUUGUCGGUGCUCUACCGAGUCAAAUAGGCGGCCUUUCCGAAUUGGAGCUUCUCAAGCUUUCUGACAAUCAAAUUUCAGGUACCAUUCCUCUGGAGAUAGGAAACCUGAGUCGUCUCACCGAGUUACAAAUGGGCGGAAAUUUAUUUUCCGGAGCGAUUCCUGCUGAAUUGGGUGAUCUUUCAAGCUUACAGAUUGCAUUAAACCUCAGUUAUAACAAUUUAUCAGGGUCAAUACCAGAAAAGCUUGGAAAUCUUGUGUUACUAGAAUCUCUACUGCUCAACAACAAUCAUUUGAGCGGUGAAAUUCCAAGCUCAUUAACAAGCCUGUCAAGCUUACUCGGAUGCAACUUCUCCUACAACGACUUAACCGGACCGUUACCGUCCUUGCCGCUGUUUCUAAGCACCGGCGACACCAGUUUUCUCGGAAACAAAGGCCUUUGCGGCGGACCAUUAGGUAAUUGCAGCGAAUCUCCGUCGUCUAAUCCUCCGAUGGACACACAAGGUAACAACAAUGUCCGUUUCGGAAAAAUAAUCGCGAUAAUCGCAGCGGUUAUCGGCGGAAUUUCAUUAAUUUUAAUAAUAGUAAUUAUAUACUUCAUGCGACGUCGUCCGAAUAAUCAAACCCUAGCUCAACCAGUUCAAGAUAAAUCAUUAUCUUCUCCAGUUUCCGAUUUUUACUUCUCUCCAAGACAAGGCUUCACAUUCCAGGAUCUCGUAACCGCCACCGGAAACUUUGACGACAAUUUUGUCAUCGGAAAAGGAGCUUGCGGAACCGUAUACAGAGCAGUCCUGCCAGGCGGUCUAACCAUUGCUGUCAAGAAACUAGCAUCUAACAGAGAAGGAAGCGCCGUGGAUAAAAGUUUCCGAGCGGAAAUCCUGACGUUAGGAAAAAUUCGGCACCGGAAUAUUGUCAAAUUAUUCGGAUUCUGCUACCACCAGGGUUCGAAUUUACUGCUUUAUGAGUACAUGGAAAAUGGUAGUUUGGGAGAAAUGCUGCAUGGAGAAGCUAAUAGUCUUGAUUGGUGGAUGAGAUUUAAGAUUGCCCUGGGAGCGGCUCAGGGACUUGCUUAUCUGCAUCAUGAUUGUAAACCGAGAAUUUUUCACCGGGAUAUUAAGUCGAAUAAUAUUCUGCUUGAUCGGAAAUUUGAAGCUCAUGUCGGGGAUUUCGGGUUAGCGAAAGUGAUUGAUUUACCGCAUUCUAAAACUAUGUCUGCUGUUGCUGGUUCUUAUGGCUACAUUGCCCCUGAGUAUGCAUACACUAUGAAAGUGACCGAAAAAUGUGACAUAUAUAGCUACGGAGUAGUCCUAUUGGAGUUGCUGACCGGAAAAUCACCCGUGCAACCAUUAGAUCAAGGUGGUGAUCUAGUAAGCUGGGUCCGAAACUACAUUCGGGCUCACACAUUAUCCCCGGGCAUGCUCGAUGCUCGACUUGAUUUACAAGAUGAGAACAUUGUAGCUCAUAUGAUUACUGUCAUGAAAAUUGCUUUACUAUGCACAACUCUGUCUCCAUUUGAUCGACCAACUAUGCGAGAAGCUGUGUUGAUGCUGCUCGAAUCGAGUCAACGAUCAAUAGGACAUUUCGAGUCAUCUCCGAGUAAUUAUGAUCAUGGUAAUUCAAGUGAAGGGGCGCAUUUCGAUUCGUCGCCGAGUCAUCAUGCUAAUUCAAGCGAUGAAUUGAUUGUACAUGUUGAGUGAAUAGUUUUGAUAGACUGGAUGGUGAUUGAAUUCUUUAAUUAGCAGUUAAUUGAUCCAAUUAGUGUAAGUAGCAUUAACUAGUAUUAGCUUUGAAAAAGUGUAAUAUUGUAGAAUAUUUCUAACAUAGUAAUAUAACAAUAUCAUUUACCUCCCUUUUA
Molecule: messenger RNA, 3820 nt
Organism: Mercurialis annua (annual mercury)
Lineage: Eukaryota; Viridiplantae; Streptophyta; Magnoliopsida; Malpighiales; Euphorbiaceae
Product: probable leucine-rich repeat receptor-like protein kinase At5g63930
Exons: 2
Coding region: 288-3662 (1124 amino acids)
Biological process (GO): hormone-mediated signaling pathway; protein phosphorylation
Cellular component (GO): plasma membrane
Molecular function (GO): protein kinase activity; protein binding; ATP binding
Source: RefSeq, a predicted model, not a curated record